This is a messenger RNA of Epinephelus lanceolatus (giant grouper), 2865 nucleotides long. Its product is annotated as flavin-containing monooxygenase 5-like. The record is from RefSeq and is a predicted model, not a curated record. Gene Ontology annotation, molecular function: NADP binding; flavin adenine dinucleotide binding; N,N-dimethylaniline monooxygenase activity. NCBI's taxonomy places the organism in Eukaryota, Metazoa, Chordata, Actinopteri, Perciformes, Serranidae.
CAGAUCCAUUAUGAUAUAGAGCCCUGACAGUGUGGCCCUGCCAUCUGGUAGGUUGUCAGGCAAAAGGGUGCUGUGUGUUUGCUUUUGCUCCUGUUCAAUAACCCUGACUCUGCACUGCCACGGGGGUCGUUUGGGGAUACAGAUUGUUGUGCAUAGUCUCUUUAUUCUCACUCCGCCUACUGCUCAGAUACACCCAGCACGGAGAAGUCGUUUCCUCAUCCGAAUCGAAGAAGCUGAAAUAUGACUCGUCGUGUGGCGGUGGUCGGAGGAGGAAGUUCAGGAUUGGCCUGCAUCAAGUGCUGCCUGGAUGAAGGGCUGGAGCCAGUCUGCUUUGAGAGCAGCGAUGACAUUGGUGGUCUGUGGAGGUUUAAGGAGAAUCCAGAGCCAGACAGAGCGAGCAUUUACCACUCUGUCAUCAUCAACACCUCCAAGGAGAUGAUGUGUUUCAGUGACUUUCCCAUCCCUGGUCACUUCCCAAACUACAUGCAUAACUCCCUCAUCAUGGACUACUUCCGGAUGUAUGCUGACCACUUCCAGCUCACCAAGCACAUACGCUUCAAUACCAAAGUCUUGCAGGUGAAGCAGAGAUCAGAUUUUUCUCAUUCAGGCCAGUGGGACGUUGAGAUCGAGAACAAGGACGGCAAAAAGGAGAGACACAUUUUCGAUGCGGUGAUGAUCUGUGUUGGACAUCACUGCCAGCCCAACCUGCCACUGCAUGACUUCCCAGGCAUUGACACCUUCACGGGAAAGUACUUCCACAGCAGAGACUACAAGACUCCUGAGGAGUGGAGGGAUAAAAAGGUUGUAGUGAUUGGGAUAGGAAACUCUGGAGGAGACAUAGCAGUGGAGCUGAGCAGAGUCACCAAGCAGCUUUACCUGAGCACGCGAAGGGGAGCCUGGAUUCUGAAUCGAGUUGGUGACAACGGGCUGCCUUUGGAUCUGCUUUUUAACAGGGUGUUAGAUUUUGUGCGGAAAAUCCUUCCCUUUGGUGUUUUCUGUGGUUUAGCAGAGAGAGUGCUCAACCAAAGAUUUGAUCACGCUCUGUACAAUCUGAAGCCAAAGCACAGGUUGUUCAGCCAACAUCCCACAUUUAAUGAUGAGCUUCCCAACCGCAUCCUGUCUGGAACAGUUCAGGUGAAACCCAACAUCCGCAGGUUUCAGGGGUCCAGUGUGGAGUUUGAAGAUGGAAGUGUCGUGGAAGAUGUCGACCUGGUGGUGUUUGCCACAGGUUACAAGUUUUCCUUUCCAUUCCUGGCCUCACAUGUGGUCUCAGUGUCUCAGAACAAAGCAUCUCUGUACAAGUAUGUGUUUCCUCCUGAGAUGGACCGCCCCACUCUGGCUAUCAUUGGUCUCGUGCAGCCACUGGGAGCCAUUAUGCCCAUCUCUGAGAUGCAGGCCAGAUGGGCCACACGUGUCUUUAAAGGCUGCAUCAAGCUUCCCUCAAUGGCGUCCAUGCUAAAAGAUGUCGAGUGUAAGAAGGAGACAAUGGCCAGAAGGUAUUUCCCCACUCAGAGACACACCCUCCAAGUGGAUUAUCUCAGAUACAUGGAUGAGAUAGCAGAGCUGGUGGGAGUUCGCCCCAACUUCUUGAAGCUGCUGCUGACUGAUCCCAGGCUGGGACUGACUGUGUUGUUCGGUCCCAGUACUCCGUACCAGUAUCGUCUCAAAGGGCCAGGAAAAUGGGCUGGAGCCCGCCAGGCCAUCCUCACACAGUGGGAGAGAGUGGCUCAUUCCAUGCAGACUAGACCUUGCUGUGAUCCCGAACCCAUGAGAUCAUUUAUGUGGCCUCUGAUCCUGUCUGCUUCUGCUGUGGGCUUGGCUGCAUACGUUAACAGGAGCAACCUUCCAGAUUUCCUGCAGGAUCCCACUAUACUGUUGGAUAAGAUAAAAGCAUAUCUGCCUGCACAUUAAUGUGAAAUUCAUACUCGUUCCUCUCAUUGUCAUGUGUUCUUUUAACACAUUCAUCAUACAUGUUUGCAGUUUCUCCACUAAACUACACUAGCACCGAAAUGCAUUUACUAAAAUAUGCAAGUCAAUGAUGCCACUUCAUGGUCGCUUGAAAGACCGACUGAUGCUAUACUGUGCCAAACAUAUAUUCAACAUAUUCCACUGUCUGUCUAAUUCUCAUUGUAAGCUUUAAUUGCAGUAUGUAACAAUUUUGCUUCAUUUGCAUGACCAGAACAUGAAGAUAAACUUGACUUUUAGGCAAUGAUGCUGCAUUUUAAUUUCUUUUUUGGUGUGUUUUUAUAUUAUAUAAUGUAACUUGCGUCGCCCAGAUGCUUUCUACAGACCGAAGAAUACACUAUGUUUUUUACAUAUUUUUUUUCUUUCUUUUUACUAAAAAACUAAUGUAAACACUUCAUUACAUUCCUGGAAGAAGACUCAAGUAUCUAAAUGCACAGUCCAGGGUUGUAUAAAUAAAAAGGAGCCCCACCAAUAGAGAUUGUUUACAAAUUAAUGUAUUUUAUUACAACUAUUUUCUUUUCUAAAGCAGUUGAAGCUUUGUUAACAAAAAAAAAAAAAAAAAAGAAUAACACAGAUUGAUACAGUAACACAGGUGUAAAUCUGGCCCAAAUUUUCUAUGUGAUGAAUGCUUUCCUUUGAUGAAUUUUGUUUUGAAUACUUUGAAUUUUUAAGUGAAUAAAAAAUAAUACCAGGGAUUAAUAAUAAUCUUAAUUUUGCCACAGGUAAAGUUAAACAUACAGUUACACUCAGGCUGACAUAUAACACAAAGCACUGCACAAUACGCUUGCAGGCUAAAAGCACUUACAAUUGUUUAACUAUCAAAGUUUUUGAUAAAGACACAGCUCAGAGGAGAUCAGUGUUCUGAGAUUUGUAUAAUAAAUAAAGUGAAGUUCAAAAGUU